CGGAAGUGCGAGGCCGAGGAGAGCCACGUGGGUCGAGCUGGGGCGCAGCUCGCAUGGGGGAGUCUAUCCCGCUGGCCGCCCCGGUCCCGGUGGAACAGGCGGUGCUGGAGACGUUCUUCUCUCACCUGGGUAUCUUCUCUUACGACAAGGCUAAGGACAAUGUGGAGAAGGAACGAGAGGCCAACAAGAGCGCGGGGGGCAGCUGGCUGUCGCUGCUGGCGGCCUUGGCGCACCUGGCCGCGGCCGAGAAGGUCUAUCACAGCCUCACCUACCUGGGGCAGAAACUAGGGGGCCAGUCUUUCUUUAGCAGGAAGGAUUCCAUCCGCACCAUCUAUACUUCGUUGCAUAACGAGCUGAAGAAGGUGGUGACUGGCCGUGGUGCCCUGGGUGGGACUGCUCCUCACGUGGAAGAACUCCUUUCCCACCUGUCAGAGCAGCUCUGCUUCUUUGUUCAGGCUCGGAUGGAGAUCGCAGACUUCUAUGAGAAGAUGUACACCCUCAGCACACAGAAGUUCAUCAAUGCUGAAGAGCUCGUUGGCCUUUUGGAUGCCAUCCUGAAAAAAUACAGCUCCAGAUUUCACCACCCAAUCCUCAGUCCUUUGGAAAGCAGUUUCCAGCUGGAAGUUGAUGUCCUGUGUCAUCUCCUGAAAGCCCAGGCCCAGGUCUCAGAGUGGAAGUUCCUCCCGUCUCUGGUUAAUUUACACAGUGCGCACACCAAACUGCAGACCUGGGGCCAGAUCUUUGAGAAACAGCGGGAGACCAAGAAACAUCUGUUUGGAGGGCAGUCUCAGAAGGCCGUGCAGCCUCCACAUCUUUUCCUUUGGCUGGUGAAACUCAAAAACAUGCUUCUUGCCAAGUUUAGCUUUUACUUUCAUGAGGCUCUGAGCCGACAAACGACUGCUUCAGAAAUGAAAACGUUGACAGCAAAAGCUAACCCAGACUUUUUUGGAAAGAUUUCCAGCUUCAUCAGAAAAUACGAUGCUGCCAAUGUGUCCUUAAUUUUUGACAACAGAGGUUCUGAGAGUUUUCAGGGUCAUGGUUAUCACCACCCCCAUUCCUACAGAGAGGCCCCCAAGGGUGUGGACCAGUAUCCAGCUGUAGUGUCUCUGCCCAGCGACAGGCCAGUCAUGCACUGGCCCAAUGUCAUCAUGAUCAUGACGGACCGCACAUCUGAUCUGAACAGCUUGGAAAAAGUGGUCCACUUCUAUGACGACAAAGUUCAGAGUACCUACUUCCUAACCCGCCCGGAACCUCACUUUACCAUUGUCGUCAUUUUUGAGUCAAAGAAAUCUGAGAGAGACUCCCACUUUAUUUCCUUCCUCAAUGAGCUCUCACUUGCCCUUAAGAACCCCAAAGUGUUUGCAAGUCUGAAACCUGGAUCGAAAGGUUCCUGUUACCAAUGCAAUUAUUUCGUGGCCUUUUGCCUGAAUUACUCUAAGCUGCUUCUCCAGAGGAAAUGAGUCAGAAGAAAUAGGCUUGAUGUGCAUUUCUGCCUUUGGAGACUUCUCUUGAUAUGGUGUAAAUCCGUAAGGUUUCAUUAAUGCCUUGUCUGCAUAUUUUUUCAAUCUGCUUUUGAUAACAAGGUCUGUUUCUUGGGUACUUCAAAUUUAAAACUGUAGGGUAUGUGUAAAAUAUCACCACUAGAAAAUGGAGAGACACAAAUGGGUUCCCCCUUCUGUAGUCCUUCCCUAAUGUCAGAAUCAGGGGUUAGGAUUCUAAGUGAUGGUAUCACUCAGGAGAGGGUCACAAGAGUAAACGACAUGGGAGUGCAUUCUGAAAGACGACUGCUUAGACGUGCGGCGAGAAUGGCCGGAAAACGGAGGAUGGCGGGGAAGAUAGUCAUUGGGACUUUUGCUAAGUUUGUCCAUAGAGAGUGAAUUCUGCUUUUGCUGGUCCUAAAAACUGCAGAGUAAUUCUACAAUCCAGUUAAAUUUGUAAAUCUAAUGCCUGAUUUGAUCUGAGAUUUAUAAUGACUCAGCUGGUUGAUCCAGCUUAGGUCUAGACUCAUUUCACUUUUGUUGUGACAAGAUACGACAAUGUAGGACACACCCUUUACCCCCCCACGGUCAUCCUGGUGUCAGUCAUUUCAGGCUAGGCCAGUGUCAGAGCAGUCCCUGAAGCAGAAGUGGAUGGAAAGAUGUGAAUGAUUUCUAAUAUUCAACAUUCAUUAAUUUAACAUUGACUGUGCUAAGGGUAGUGAUAUAGCAGUUAACCAAGACCAACAUGGUGUCUGCUUGGUUGAUGCUUGAAAUAAGGUGAUCUGGCCCCAGCCACCUGGGUGGCCAGGAGCUGAAAGGGCUGUAACCAGUAGGCAGUAAAUAGUCUUCAAACUUGUUAACUUGCAUACCUCCCUACAAAUUUUGGAAAAACCAUGAGACUCUGAUUGAUUUUUUAAAAGAAUAUCUAAAAUUAUUAUGUUUAAAUAGCCUCAAAAGAAGCAUUUUAUUAUGUAUUGUAAAUAUUGGCAUUUUAAAAUGUUAUUUGGUCUUUUAAAUGUAUCCAGUGAAAUCUUGGUACAAUAGAGAUUUGAUAGCUACCAUUUUCCAUCUUUAAAAAUACUUUAACAUGCUUUGUAACAGUUGGAAAUAUUGUUUGAUUCCUUUUGCUCCCUGAACUCCAUUCUACUUCUUCCAAAGAAUUUUAUCCUAAAAUGAAUUUAUUUUUUGCUUAAAAGUCUUAUUGGUUACCUUAUUAAAUACUACUCAGUA
Molecule: messenger RNA, 2708 nt
Organism: Nomascus leucogenys (northern white-cheeked gibbon)
Lineage: Eukaryota; Metazoa; Chordata; Mammalia; Primates; Hylobatidae
Gene: KICS2
Product: KICSTOR subunit 2
Biological process (GO): cellular response to amino acid starvation; cellular response to glucose starvation; negative regulation of TORC1 signaling
Cellular component (GO): KICSTOR complex
Source: RefSeq, a predicted model, not a curated record